AUGUCUGCAUCUAAAAAAGCUGUUGUUGUGGUUCUUGGAGAUAUUGGUCGAAGUCCACGUAUGUGCUAUCAUUCUUAUUCGCUAGCUGAAGAGUUAAAGUAUGAUGUGACUAUUAUUGGCUACUUGGACACACGCCCGCAUCUCAGUAUUGAUACUCAUCCUAAAAUUCAAUGUAAAGGCUUAUCUGCCCCUCCUGACUUCUUAAACAAACUCCCAGGGACGAUGCAGCUCGGAAUAAAAUUUAUUUGGACAUUUUUCCAAUUGUUUUGGGUAUUUCUUGUUGGGACAAGCUUGUCACUCGACUUGAUUUUGUUGCAGAAUCCCCCCGCUAUCCCUACAAUGCUUGUUUGUUGGAUGAUGGCGAGAUUGAAAGGAGCGAAGUUUGUAAUUGAUUGGCAUAAUUACAUGUACACGGUGAUGCUCGAUAAAUGGAAAAUGGGAAAGUUCGACAUUAGUCCCGAGCCUUCACAAGAGAACGAAACGACUAAGGAAAUGGCAGCAAUAAAGAAAAAAUUUGGAAAAGAUGUACCAAUGCCCCACUCACGCAAAAAGAAGCCUAAUGAGAAGAAGGAAAAGAAAUCAACAAAGAGAAGAAUUGUUGAACUUGUUCAUAAAUGGGAAGGAUAUUUUGGUCGUCUAGCCGAUGGCAGUUUGUGUGUUACUAGAGCUAUGAGAGAGAAUCUGCUCUCAACAUGGGGAGUAAGAGCAGCUGUUCUUUAUGAUAGACCUCCUAGUUGGUCAUUCGGACAGAUACCAGACGAUUUGAAACAUGACCUUUUCAUGCGUCUCGGUAGUACACCUGAGGGGAAAGUCUUCAGAGCAGACUUCGAUAACGAGUGCAAUCAUUUCACGAAAUAUGAAAAUGGAGAUAUCUUUUGGAAUACAAAACGGCCAAUGAUUUUGAUAUCUUCCACUAGUUGGACUCCAGAUGAAGAUUUUUCAAUUUUAUUGGAUGCAGCCAUCAAGUAUAAUGACGUAGCUCGACUGUGUCGGAAUGAUUCUGAAGAGAAUUAUUUACCAAGUCUGCUGAUGGUAAUUACUGGCCGUGGAGAAGAAAAGGAGUAUUAUUUGGAUAGGAUAAAGCGAUUAAAUCUGGAGAAAGUCGAGUUUCUGACACCCUGGCUGGAAGCGGAAGAUUAUCCAAAGAUGCUUGCAUCAUCAGAUUUGGGAGUUUCGCUUCACACUUCAACUUCAGGACUCGAUUUGCCAAUGAAGGCUGUAGACAUGUUGGGCUCAGGCAUCCCUGUUUUAGCAAAACGAUUCGAUUGUAUAGGAGAAUUGAUAGAGGAUGGGCAUAACGGCCAUCUCUUCGACAACUCAACUGAACUGUUCCGCAUCAUAUUAUCUAUGGCCACUGGUUUCCCGAAUCAUUCAUAUAAGUUGAAUCAACUCAAAAUUAAUGUGUAUGGAGAUAAAUUGCCGUGUUGGGAAGAAACUUGGAGAUCAUCUGUCGUGUCUGUUGUGUCUCCUGAACGAAACAUUCAUUUCGAAAGAGUUCUGGCAGAUGAACCACUGACUGACGACGACGUCGACGACUAG
This is a messenger RNA of Auanema sp. JU1783, 1539 nucleotides long. NCBI's taxonomy places the organism in Eukaryota, Metazoa, Nematoda, Chromadorea, Rhabditida, Rhabditidae. The record is from the annotation of a GenBank genome assembly.